Molecule: messenger RNA, 2431 nt
Organism: Plodia interpunctella (Indianmeal moth)
Lineage: Eukaryota; Metazoa; Arthropoda; Insecta; Lepidoptera; Pyralidae
Product: facilitated trehalose transporter Tret1-like
Exons: 4
Coding region: 588-2036 (482 amino acids)
Biological process (GO): transmembrane transport; carbohydrate transport
Cellular component (GO): membrane
Molecular function (GO): sugar transmembrane transporter activity
Source: RefSeq, a predicted model, not a curated record
GCUAGAGCUCUUGGACUAAGAGCGCGGGCGAGCGCUCGAUUGCGGGUGCGGCCAACGGCGGCAGUCCACAUGCGGCGUCAUCCGCGUGGUCUCGGCCUGGAGCCGUUAUCGACCUUCUUCUUAUCUCAACAAGAGCUACUCGUCUGAUAAACAACAAGCAAAAGCGUGCGCCCGCGCCGUUUUGCCUCAUUCCGUCCUACUUGCUGCGUCGCGUUUAGUUCGUUCGCCUAGAUUCGUUCGCCGGUAUCGUUCAGUUGCUCGCCCGUCGCCGCCGCGAUAAUACGACACUGCCGUGUUCUUACGCACUAUGAACCAGCAAGCCAACAACACAUAAACCUUCCAAAAUGAAGCCCAAUCGGUUAUAACGUUCCGUUUACAAACCCAACUAAUUUUUAGAUCGAAUAUAUUAUAUUGUGAUAUUUAGCUAUAUUUUAGUAUAUAUCGUUAUUAUUUAUAACUAAUAAGAUGGAUUUGAAUUAUUAAAAUAUUCUUAAUUUUCUUCAAUUAAUCCGUGCUCAAGAAAAUCUCAUUCCAAAACUCCAAGUAAUAAAAUUUGAUUCGAUUAUUUUAAAUAAAUACUAUUUGCAAUGACAGCCAAAACUCGUUCACAUUGGAAGGAAUAUGGAACAGCGCUUUGUGCAACACUCAUCACCGCAACAGCGGGUACCUGCUAUGGCUGGCCCUCCCCGACACUCCCCUACCUACAAUCAGACGACAGCAGUAUACCAACGACAAGUGAUCAGGGAUCAUGGAUAGUCUCCAUCAUGAUUCUGUGCUCCGCCAUAACCCCAGUCCCUUCAGCCUACCUCGCCGAUAAAUUCGGAAGGAAAACUACGCUUCUCAUCGGAGCCCUGCCUUUCAUCCUCGGCUGGGUGCUCAUCAUCGUGGCAAAGUCUGUGGAAGUUCUGUACGUGGCUAGGAUGUUCUCGGGUCUCGGUUACGGCAUCGUCUACACUGUGGCUCCCAUGUACACCGGAGAGAUUGCCACGAACGAAGUCCGCGGCGCGCUCUCUACCCUCAUCACUCUAAUGAAUAAAAUCGGUAUUCUUGCCCAGUACUGCAUCGGUCCCUUCGUAUCGAUGCGAAUCUUAGCCGCUAUCAACUUGAUCCUGCCAAUCACCUUUAUCAUCACCUUUUUAUUCUUGCCUGAGUCUCCAUAUUAUUAUCUUAAGUUUGAACGCAGCGAAAGGGCCGAACGGUCCCUUAGAUGGCUGCGCAGUGGUGAUAUAAGAACAGAAUUAAAAAAUAUAGAAAUUAACGUCCAAGAAGACAUGAAGAACAAAGGUAGCUGGGGUGACCUCUUCACUGAAGCAACUAAUAGAAAAGCUAUGUGGAUUUGUAUUGGAAUAUUCACUAUUCAACAGCUGUGUGGAAGUGCGGCUAUAGUUGCUUACGCAGAAGUUAUUUUUAAUUGUGCGAAGAAAGGUUCAAACAAAAGUUCAAACGUAAACGGCACAAGCGGUGAAGGACUCUCUAUCGAGCCUUACCAAGAAUCAAUUAUAUUGGGGUGUGUGCAAGUAACGACUUGUUUGCUAUCAGUGCUGCUGGUGGACCGAGUUGGCAGAAAACCUCUGUUACUACUCUCCGCGGUCGGCGUUGGAUUGAUGAACGGGACCCUCGGCACAUACUUCUUCUUUGACAUUACGAAAGAAGGAUCUGUGGACUUCCUGAGCUGGCUGCCACUGGCGUCCCUGCUGGUGUACAUCGUGUGCUAUGCCAUAGGGUUGUCGACGGUGCCAUACGUAAUAAUUGGCGAGAUGUUCCCGACCAACGUCAAGCUGUACGCUUCUUGUAUUGCUCAUAUAUACACCGGAAUUGCUAUGUUUAGUGUGCAGAAACUAUUCCAGGUAGUCAAAGACGCCUACGAAAUUUACACAGUAUUCUGGGGCUUCUCAGCGUUCUCCAUCAUGGGCCUUGUGUACAUGCUUGUCGUUCUUCCCGAGACCAAGGGCAAAUCCUUCGCCUCCAUCCAAGCACAUCUGAAGCGCGAAGUCGCCAGAGACAACGCCAAGAAAAUCGCCACCGUCGAACACUGAGCGGUGUCCCCAUCUCAUUCUUAAUUCUAAGCUAAACUUUAAGGGAUCAAGUUGAAUUGAAACUUAAGGAUAUUACUUAACGUAUAAUUUAGACAGUUUAUAUACAAAAGUAUUGUAUGUACACAUUGUACACGACGGUCAAUGAAGUAGUCUGUACAUAAGGAAGGGAAGCAGGCUGGGCGCAAGGACAGGAGCUGACGAAAAGGCGGAAAAGUCGCGAGGGUUAUAGUCUUUAGGAAGACGUCUGGACGCGAUGACGUCGGAGUACAGCUUGGCUGAUCGCUUGGGCGUCCGGGUCUUGUUGGGGCUUUUGAAAUCAACCAGAUACAGACCAAAGCGGGACCUGUAAAUGCAUUUACACACGUGACGAGUGAAAUUAUAUCAAGUUUGACUGA